Molecule: messenger RNA, 1732 nt
Organism: Eurytemora carolleeae
Lineage: Eukaryota; Metazoa; Arthropoda; Copepoda; Calanoida; Temoridae
Product: sorting nexin-5
Exons: 16
Coding region: 142-1473 (443 amino acids)
Molecular function (GO): phosphatidylinositol binding
Source: RefSeq, a predicted model, not a curated record
UCCGAUAAAAUCUAAUAUAUUAAUUGUGACUAGAGAAGGUAGAGAGUGUGUACAAUGUUAUCUAUUGAGUAGAGAAACUCCUCUUUCUGGACAUGCAGUUCUAUACUUGGUGUACACAGGCACAGUUAAUUUUGUGGUGCAAUGAUGGCUGAAAAUGAUGAAACUUUAACUGAUCCUUUAUCACUAGAUAAUCUAGACAAGCUAGAUAGACUUCAUUUGGAGGUUGAAGAGGUUGAGGACCGGAGUUCCUCAACAGAGGGACCAGAUUCACCAGGAUAUUCAGCUUCAAGUUCUCCUGUUCCAAUGAUGCUCCCAUCUUCUCCCACUCAUCUAGACUAUAAACCUCCUAGAUACUCAGUUAGAUUUACUGAUAAUGUCACAAAGGAUGGAGAUAUUCUAAAGUAUACGAUUAAUGUACGGAAACUGUACGGGUACGGAGAUAUUAAAACAAUCACAAGAGAAUAUGACGACUUGGCAUACUUGGAUCAUCAACUACUAACAAACAAUAGAAAACCUGGUCUUAUCUUUCCUCCCCUUCCCUCCAGACCACUUACAGAUCCUGCCUCUGCUGAAUCCCGGUCCAGAAAACAGCUUGGAUCCUCAAACCGAUCCAUUAUAGGGGAUGCGAGUCAGUGGUCAAAGGAUUGUCGUGCUCUGGAAAGAUAUUUGGAAAUGGUGGUUUCUCAUCCAAUUAUUGGAAAGGAUUCAAGUCUCUCAGAGUUUCUGGAGAGACAAGACCCUCCACCCAGGCCGAGCAAGUUGAAGAAAGGAUGGCUUUCAGGUGUUAAAGAUAAGUGGGAUUCAAGGCACAGUGCUGCAAAAGAUUGUGAUGAAUGGUUUGGGAAGGAGAGAGAAUGGGCGACAGUGUAUUCCAGUAAUAUCAAAGAUACCAGUGAAAAGUUCCAGCAGAUGGUGAGUGCUAGGCUUCGUCUUAUUCAGCAGAUGGGUCAUCUUGCAGCAUCACUUAAUAUUACAGUUGCUGGUAACGAAGGAGCCAAUGGUUUAUACAACAAACUAAACUCUGGAUUCUCAGGGUGUGUUGAAACUAUGAAGACAGGACUGGAAAACGAGGUUGCAGCUGAGGAGGUCAGCCUAGGUAGUUACCUGGAACAGUACUCUAGAUGCGUUGAGGCAGAAAACUCAAUGCUUUUAAGACGAACCAGUUUAAUGGUUGAAGCUGAGAGUGCGGCUAGAGGGGUGGAGAAGGCCAAACCAAACCGAGAAGAGGCGGCAAAGCUGAUUAGGGAUGAAGCUGAACGUGAGUUUGUAGAGUGUAGUGAGCUUGCAAAAUCAGAGAUAACAGCCUUCCACUCAAAACGUAUUCAAGAUUUUAAACUCGCGCUCCUUCAUUAUGUUGAGGGACAGAUCAAAUGUGCACGAGAAAACUACAAAGCAAGUGCACAGUGUUUGGAAACAAUGAAAAAGUUUCCAAUAAAUAAGGUUGAGACAGUUGAUCCAAAUCACAACAGUUGAAGGAGUUGAAGCAUAAAAUCCAAUCUCUUAAACCUAUUUAACUGUUGAUAGUAUAAACUAACUAAUUUAUUGGUUAUUUAUCAAAAAACAUCAUUAAAAAGUUCAUUAUUACAGUGGUAGGCGAUUUCAACAAUAUAAUGAAGACGACUUUCGAUUUCAAUUUUGUUUCUAUCAACAUACAUGUUAAAUAGCAUGGAUACAUAUAAACAUAGAACUCAAGAGAAACCCUCAUUUUAAAAAGUUUCUCUUUGAUUACUUG